Molecule: messenger RNA, 1926 nt
Organism: Cladocopium goreaui
Lineage: Eukaryota; Dinophyceae; Suessiales; Symbiodiniaceae
Source: the annotation of a GenBank genome assembly
AUGGAGCAACUGGAUCGUGAGAUCAAUCGCUGGUCCAUCACCUUCAAGCAGAAAAAUGUUGAAGAGUCCUUCCUGGCAUCGAGACGCAUGGGUUUGCUGCGUGCCAGCUUCUGGUCCUGUGUGGUGUUGACAUUACUGUUGCUUGUGAACAGUGUCUACUUGGUGCUUUCCUUCAUGAAUGGUGACUUGCAAGUCUCAGGAUUGCGGACGGUGUUGAUUCAUCGAACUUCCUGCACUGGAGCUUCCUUGAUUUGUUGUUUCACCAUAGUUCUUUGCCCCUGCCGCUCCAGCGCGUGUUGUGGCCUCCAUGUGCGACGAUUGGAGCAAAUGGCCUCGGCCUCUGCUUGCAUUUUGAUGAUAGCGGUCCAACACAUGGAUUGGCACUAUACCGGCAAGUUGUACGGCAUUCCGGACGUCCGGUUUAUGGACGACGAUCAGCUGUGCUACUUCUAUUCCUCUGACACCAGGAUGAUGCUUUCAUGGAUUGCACUCUUGACUUCGUCACACUUCUUCAUGAACAUUCGUUGGUUUAUGCUCCUGCCAUGCGAGAUUGCAGGUGUUCUUAGUUACGUCUUCUGUGCUGUGCUUGGAAGUCCAGAAGGCAUCUUCAAUGUCCCCAUGAAUUUGGCCCUCUUCAGCGGCAUCACCUUGUUGGCGUGCACAGCGAAACGACAGCUUGAACGCCACGAGCGCUAUUCCAUGUUGCAACUCAUCAACGAGAGGGUUCGUCGCUUCGAGAGUGACUUCAAGUUGGAGCAGGUCAGGAAAACAACUUAUCUUCGCAGCCGUUUGGUGGUCAAACACGCGACCUUGGCAGCCAUGUUGGCAGUCACUGCAUCUUGGCAGAGCUCAGGAGCCGCGGUGUACACAUCAGAUGUGGGACCCUUCCUGGGUGUCAUAGGUCAGACCGGCUUCACCCAGUUGAUCUUCGAUGUGAAAUCCAAUUGCCGAGACCAGCUGAGGGAUAUGAUCAAACUCGGCAUGCAGGAGCACUGGCUCAUUGAGGCAAAUCAGCUGCACUUCAACCCUGAGAAACUCAUCGGUCGAGGAAAUUAUGGCGUGAUUCUGCACGGCAAGCUGUUAGGGAUGCCUGUGGCGGUGAAACUUCCCUUGGCCAACGCAUCAUUGUCCCUCCCCGACCUGGCCAAUGAGCUACGGUUCUUGAGACGAGUGCGACAUCCUCACAUCGUGGCCUUUCAAGGAGCCUGCAUCCUACCAGAAGCGGAGAUGCUCUUUUUGGUUGAAGAAGUUGUCAAGGGAACUAGCCUUCAGGACCUUCUCCCGAAGAAGCUGGAACUUAGUGCGAAAGAGAAGCACAAUGUUUUGCUGGGCGUGUGUCGAGCCUUACGCUACCUCCACGGGCUUCGACCCUCCAUUGCCCACGGGGAUUUGAAGCCGACCAAUGUGUUGGUGCUCCAGCGUGACAAAACACCCAAGCUGAUUGACUUCGGCCUGUCGCGGAUCCGAGCCAAUAACAGCCGACAACUGGGAGGUACUCCACGCUACAUGGCUCCGGAGGUGCUGACCAAGACGGCUCAGAUGUCCCAAGCAGAUAAAGCCGAUGUGUUCUCCCUUGGUCGUGUUAUAUUCUUCACGCUGACAGAAAGCAAUCCCCUCCACGGUCUCUCUGUUCAGGACGUGGUGAGCGAAGCCGAGCGCCACGCCGUGCCGCCGCUCCAGUGGCCCAGCAGCCUCCCCUUCCACGAGAAGGCGCCCAAGUUGGCGGCGGAAUGUUUAAAGCCUGUACCUGCUGAGCGGCCGAAUGCAGCUCAAGUUGAAAAGGUACUCCGGUCCUGGAUGCCUUCGCCAAAUCUGAGUCCAGCUGAGGCCGAUGAGGAGGAUGCUGAUGGAGAUCCAGAGUUGCGUUUGGUGAACUGCUGUGCAGCCGCGGCGCGUUUGUAUCUCAUGCAGAAGAACCAGAUUUGA